GCAGGUGCCCUUGGGAUUCACAUGGGACAUCGAGAAGCUCACCAUAAAAACGAAGAAGUGGAUGUCAGUGAUGAAGGUAGUCACGAAAGGUCCGGCGACCAUCAUCACAAACACCAUGCACACUCGUUUCAACACUUUCAUGGACCGGUGAGUGGCCAUCACCAGGAGGUCACUUGGAAAGAUAAACAUGGCCACCAUCAUCACGAUUACAAGGCUCAUCCGGACUACAAAUUUCAUUAUGGCGUCGAGGAUCAUCAUACUAAAGACUUUCAUGGACAGAAAGAACAUCGCGAUGGCAAGGAACUAUCCGGCGAGUAUCAUCUCCACGAACCUGGUGGCAACGUCAGAACAGUCAAGUACUAUUCGGACCCUCAUGGCGGAUUUUUUGCUCACGUUGAAAAUCAUGGCGGCAACGAUCAUUCUGGUGGCACCUAUGGGAAGCACUGACCAUCGUGACUUCCUUUUCCACCAGCCCAGAUUGGAUGGAGCGCAGUUUUGUUAAGAACCAUUAAAUGGUUCCUGUUACUUUUGUUAUUUGUGAAGUUGUUAUUGUUGAAAGUUCCAAUAAAUAAAUGAGAGGGAGGAUCAAUCGAA
Venturia canescens is the source of this 594-nucleotide messenger RNA. It is a transcript of the gene CPR11, whose product is annotated as cuticle protein 19-like. Gene Ontology annotation, cellular component: extracellular matrix. The record is from RefSeq and is a predicted model, not a curated record. The transcript has 3 exons. Lineage: Eukaryota; Metazoa; Arthropoda; Insecta; Hymenoptera; Ichneumonidae. The coding region runs from base 22 to 447 and encodes 141 amino acids.